Messenger RNA from Meloidogyne enterolobii, 2931 nucleotides. NCBI's taxonomy places the organism in Eukaryota, Metazoa, Nematoda, Chromadorea, Rhabditida, Meloidogynidae. The record is from the annotation of a GenBank genome assembly.
AUGAGACAGAUGAAGGAGAAACAAUGUUAUGACCCUAUGGGAAUGUUUGAACCAUUGCAAAUUCCCCAAGAGACUCGGCAGAAACUCGAACUUUGCUGUCAAUUCGACUACGUCGAUGGAAUGAUUACUCGAAUCCAGUUCGAGAAAGAAGACGUCUCUUGGUCUAAAAACAUUAAAAGAGGAGUGCUAAACAUGCUCCAAAUGAAUUUACGCCAUAAUGAAGAGGCACAAAAUGCCAUUGGAGAGAAUAAAAAUGUGGAUAGAUUAGCUCAGAGCUUUGCAGUUCCUGAAACAACCGUUGAAGGGGAAUGCCAAACUAUCUAUACAAUUAAUAAAGAAUCAAAGCAAUGUCAAGAGAGUCAACAACCCUGCUCUUUCAACGUUACAAAGUCGAUAAAUUUCAAAAAAUGUUCAAAAAUUGUUGAUUCAACUAACGGAUUCCAAACAGAACAACCUCAGCUUAAGUGCAGUCAAUGCCCUAUGAAUGAGGAUGUAAAAGUAAAUGAGGAGCAUGAGGGAACAGCGGAGAAUCAAUGCGCAGAUUGCGACCCUAGAGAGAUGACUGAGCAGAUGUUGGAUCGCCAAACAGUCAUCCGCGCAGUGUUAAAAUGUGGAACGGAACAAAAACAAAAUAAUUGCCCAAAUUGUUGCCAAUUAGAUAAUUCAGAAAUGACGUCAAACUAUAUUUAUAAAAAUACAAAAAUUGAAAGUGAAGGACUUUAUGGCUCUGCAUUGAGGACAAAGACAUGCGCAAAACUUGUUUUAGAAACAGUACAAAAUAUCCAAACACCAGCCCCUCUCGCUGCUACGGCAGAAUCUGAUGAAGCAUUGCUCUACUCGAAUGAAUGGGGAAUGGAUCUUCGACGAUUCUAUAUGUUCGGAGAUGAAGCAUUCCCAGAUGUCAACAGUCUGCCAUACAAAAUGCCAAAAGUUGAGGAAGCCACCCAAGCACUCCGAUCUAUCGUACAGAGCACAAUGGAUCACCAUCACGGCAUCAAAACUAAACACACCAUUGAUCUGAGUAGAUUAGUAAAUAAAAUGAGGAUGUGUAGUUAUGAGGAGCUAAAACAAAUUGAACAGAAUGCCAAAGACCAAAAUGAAGAAAAACAGCAAAAGGUGGCAAUGGAUGUUUUUGUAGAUUCCUUGGCUACAAGUGGGACAAGAAAUACUGUUAAGCUUUUGGCCGAGAUUAUUGAAAAUGAGGUAAUUGAUGAAAACAAAGCAGCAUAUGCCAUUAACCAGUUGAAAAAUCUUCCGAUUCCUUCCAACUCCAUAUUAAAACAAGUCAAACAACUUGCUCAAAAUGUAAAUGUACAAAACAAGCCCGCGGUUAGACAAGCAGCUUGGCUAAUUUUUGGUGCAUUGGUCAAUGAAUUAUGCCAACAUAAGGGCCGAAAAGUGAUGGAAUCAUCUCAGGAUGUGUCAAAAUCCGUUCAGGAGCAAUGUACCGAUGAUAAGAAGGAAGAGUACAAAAGGACAUUGUUAGAGCAGUACAACCAAGCCACAACUUUCUAUGACAAAUUCCUUGCACUUUCUGCUCUAGGAAAUGCCGGGAUUGAUACUACAACACCUUACAUUGACCAAAUAAUUAACGACAAAUCUCAAGAUUAUCUAAUUCGAGUAAAAGCUAUUGACGCUCUUCGCCGUCUUUUCACAAAACAGCCACGAACUAUCCAACAAAUUCUUCUCCCAAUAUUUUUGAAUAAUCAAGAGGAUGCUUAUUUUCGUUCGAGCGCCUUGAAUACUCUAUUGAGAACACAACCAGAACCUUCAGUAAUAGACCAAAUUGUUUAUUCAAUGAGGCAGGAACCAAACAAACGUGUAAAGGCGAGUACUUAUCAGACAUUGAAGAAUGUGGCGGAAUCGAGAAAUCCUGUAGAUCAGCAAGUGUCGAAACAUGUCAAAAACGCUUUGAAAUCUGUCAAUAUUGACAAUGAAGAAAUGAAAAACUACAAAUUAUGGCAAAUUCCUGCUUUCUGCUCGAAGCAACAGGAAGGAGUUUUCUUCACUAUUGGGGCUAGAAAAGCUCAGCGUUGGAUGCCAAACUUUUCUUAUCUGAAAACUGACACGUACCUAAAUGAAAAGUCGAAUCUUGACUCUUUAACUGUAUAUGUUCUACAAGCUUCUGAGGGUUAUGAUAGUUAUGAAGAAACUCGUAACUACACUGCCAGUACAAAUAAUAAUGACCAACACAGUGAGAAUAGUAAAACACUGAAACAAAUUAAUCAAAUGCUUCAAAUCAAGAGCCGAAAUCCGUUUAAGUAUGGAUAUGGAGAUGAACAACAGUCUUCCUCUCAAAAUCCGUUGAAAUAUGGAUAUCCAACUGGACAACAACAGUCUUCCUCUCAGAAUCCGUUGAAAUAUGGAUAUCCCUAUGGACAGCAAUCUACCAAUUAUUUCCUCAGAAAUCAGCAAAACCCAUCAUCUGUUCUCUGUGUUAGAAUAGGAGAUGUUGACCAUUCGUUCCAUGCUCUAAAUCAAAAUUGGGAUAUCAUGUCCAAAAAAAGUGGGAUACAAAAUUGGGCUAUAAUGUCAUCUCAAACAUCAAUCCCAACUACUUCACCAAUGUUGGAAGAAAUUCUUCAGUCAAUUCAAAGAGGAGAAAUGCCAAAGUUCAAUCGUUUAAUCUCGUUAUUCGAUCUCCAACAACUCCAAUCUUUCCAAAAUCACACAUAUUCGGCAAUUUUCAAUGAGAGAGAAGCAUUAAUUCCAACUUCUGUGGGGAUUCCUGUCAAAAUUGUCAACUCAGUUCCGAUGAUCAUGAAUGUAGAAGCAAGUACUCACCUGCAAAAUAGGCAAAAUCAAGAAGCUAAAGUUCAAAUUGAUGCGAGAAUCAUGGCUGGUGUUUCACACGUUCAGAGAAUUGGCUCCUGGACACCUUUCCUCAUCACCGGCGUAAGCAACACCCGCUCCGUCGAGUUAUGCCUCUGA